Molecule: messenger RNA, 4899 nt
Organism: Salvelinus namaycush (lake trout)
Lineage: Eukaryota; Metazoa; Chordata; Actinopteri; Salmoniformes; Salmonidae
Gene: pcdh12
Product: protocadherin 12
Exons: 4
Coding region: 513-4073 (1186 amino acids)
Biological process (GO): homophilic cell-cell adhesion
Cellular component (GO): plasma membrane
Molecular function (GO): calcium ion binding
Source: RefSeq, a predicted model, not a curated record
ACCUGGACGCUGGGAGCCAGCAGCUGUGUGUGAUUCAUGCAGUAAGCUGUGAGUGUGUGUGUGUGUGUAAGAGAGGGAGGCAAUCUAGUUGUAGGGUUCUGUAAUUUAGAUAUCUGACUAAACUUAAGGGUUCUAAGGUUGUUGGUAUAAAAGGGAUGUAGGGUUGUCUUUAAUUUAGUCUUUAAUUCAUAUCUGUUUUGUUAGGAAACAUAUUAGAUUGUUUCAUUGAUAGAUUGAGCUGUAAUUGUUGGUAUAUUUUGUGCUGAUACUCAGAGCUUGGUAAAAGUGUAAGAAUAUGGGUAGAUGAGCAGUUUGAUUCAUGGCUUAUAUUGAUAAAUGUAUUCUAUGUUUUGUCGAUUUAUAACUAAAAUAUUUGAAUUUUUUACUGUAUCUGGCUAUUUUAAAAGGAUAUCUUUUCUAUCAAUAGUUUAGUUUUUUCAUCAGUCAUCAUUAUUUAACUUGAAGAAGGGGAAAUAAGUCGUUUUUAGUGGGUGUUAGCCAUGCCCUUAUAAAUGCUGGACAGGACAGUAAUAUCUCACACAGUCAUGCUGCUGGCUCUACUGCUGGUUCUGUGGCUUAGUUCUGGGGCCCAGUCUUCAGACCCGGCCCCAUUAACUGUCAUGUACCAAGUCUGGGAGGAGCAGCCUGUGGGCACCAGGGUCGGCCGUCUGGUCGAUGACCUGCGCCAGAGAGGCGAGACCGGGGUACUGGAGGAUUUCCAGGUCGUGGAGCAUGGUCAAGCCCUGCCUUUCUCCAUUGGAGUAAGAGAUGGAACUGUCGCCACCCUAGGCCAGCUGGACCGGGAGGAGCUGUGUCGAGGCUCGGACCUGUGUGAGCUGGCCUUCAGUGUCCUCUACAGGAAAGGUGGUGUUAUCCACUUCCUGAGGGUGCGGGUGGAGGUGAUGGACCUGAAUGACCACAGCCCAACUUUUCCCAGCAGCCAGCAGGAGGUGGAAAUCUCUGAGAUGGCCACAUUGAGGAUGCGGAUCCCCCUGGACCGAGCGGUGGACCCGGACGCCGGCCCGAAUGGUCUGCAGACCUACUCGCUGUCCGUCAACCAGCAUUUUGCCCUGGAUGUAAGGAGUGCUGUGGAUGGGCCAAAGCAGGCAGAGCUGGUGGUGAUCAAGGAGCUGGACAGGGAGGUGCAUUCCUCCUUCGAGCUGACUCUGGUGGCAUGGGACAAGGGGAAUCCUCCCAGGGCAGGCAGUACUCUGGUCCGGGUCAACGUCUUGGACUCUAACGACAACAGCCCCAUGUUUGAGGAUAGCACCCCCACUGUGGAACUAGCCGAGGAUACAGCUCGUGGGACUAGCGUCAUCAACCUCAAGGCCACGGACCCUGACCAAGGGGCCAACGGGGAGGUUGAGUACUCACUAAGCAAGCAUGCUCCACCUGAGGUGCAGAAGCUUUUCAGUAUCCACCCCCAGAGUGGAGUAGUGACUUUAAAAGGCCCACUGGACUAUGAAGCCAAACACUUUUAUGAGGUGGACAUCCAGGCUCGAGAUCUUGGGCCCAACGCCAUCCCCUCUCAUUGUAAACUACACAUCAAGCUGAGGGAUGUCAAUGAUAAUGCACCAAGGAUCCACGUCACUUGGACACCCCCUGAUUCCCCAGUGGCAACUGUUUUAGAAGGCGCACCAGAGGACACGUUCCUUGCACUGGUGAUGGUCUCUGAUGCAGACUCCGGGGACAACGGGAAUGUGCACGCCCACAUCCAGCAUGGAUCAGGCCACUUCCGUCUCAAGAAAAUCCAUGGCGACAAUUACAUGAUCGUAACCAAUGGCACCCUGGAUCGGGAAAAGGUCAUGGAGUAUAAUCUCACGUUACUUGCCCAGGAUUACGGUGACCCUCCACUGUCAUGUGUUAGACACCUAGUUGUCCAUGUGUUGGAUGAGAAUGACAAUGCCCCUGUGUUCUCCAAGUCCCACUACAGGGCUUCCUUCAAGGAGAACAAUACCGUGGGGCUCCAGGUCCUCAAGGUAGAAGCCAAUGAUGUGGAUAUUGAGCUCAGCGGUAGGGUGUCCUUCUCCAUCCGAGAGUCCAAUGAACUGGGACCUCCUACGGCAUCUUUCGCCAUCCACCCCACCAGUGGUGUAGUCAGCGCCCAGCAGUCAUUGGACUAUGAGGACUCGCCCACAUACUCCUUCAUUGUGGAGGCCAUAGACCAUGGGCAUCCACCCCUCACCAGCACCGCCACGGUACUCAUCGAGAUCCAGGAUGUCAACGACAACUACCCCGUCAUCAAGGAGCCGAUGCCAAAGAAAGGCAUAGCCUUUGUGAGUGUCCCGGUCAACGAAGAGAAGGGGGAGAUAGUGACAGAACUAGGGGAUGGUGCUGAAGAAGGCUCCACCGAUCCUCAUACUGGUCGCUCUGUCCAAAAUGGAUUUAUGGGAUUCCUGGCCACUACCAUCAAGGCAACUGAUCCAGACUCUGGCCUGAAUGGAAGACUCAGCUACAUGAUCACAGAUGGAAACCCCACAGGACUAUUCAGACUCAAUGACACCACCGGACAACUGUAUGUUAACACGACCAAUGCUACAGAGCUCAUUGGGAAAACUUUUAAAGUGGAUAUUGCUGUAUCGGACAAGGGUUCUCCAAGGCUAUUGACAAAGGCCACCUUAGAGGUGGCUUUCAUCAACUUGCGGGACCAUCUGAAGAACUCAGCCCCUGGUAACCAUGGUCAGCUGAGUUUCACCAUGAUGGUGGUCAUCUGCCUUGGGGCCAGCUGCAUCCUGCUUCUCCUGGCUGUUGCCUUGGUGACCACCUUCUGUCGCCCCAGGAAAAGAGACAACCAUUCCUACAACUGCAGGAUGGCCGAGUCCACCUACACGAGCCACCCUCGCCGCCCGCAGAAAAACAUCAGGAAGACAGACAUCCAGCUGGUGCCAGUCCUGAGGGGACGAAGGGAGGACCCUCCAGAAGAUGACGAAGCCCAGCCCCUUUCCACCAUGCUCCUGGUGGUUGAAGAGCAAAACACAGAAAGGCAGUACAGCGUUGCCAACUCCAUGAACCCAACAGUCCACUCCCAGGCCUACCCAGAGGGGGGAUCAACGCUACCAGUCUCCCAUUCUAGAACACUCAGGAAACCUGGGAGCAUCGAGCUGGACGGCACUCUUCCUCGGACCCCGGCCACUCCUUACCGAACCCUGCGUAAGGCAAGAAUACCUUCAUCGUCCUCCUCACUGUAUCAGACCAGUACCCUGAGGCGACAUGGGAACUCUGAGAUCCAGGUUAGCCCUGACGUUGAAGUGCCAGAAACAUUGUCCCAGGUGGCAACACUUAGGAGGCCCAAGAACACAGAUACCAGAAGUGGACUUGACGCUGAAGACCACAGACGGAUGCUGAGGAAUCUGGUCCGUCUCUCCAUGGCUGCCUUCGGAGAGAACUCCAUUGAGUUGUCUGCUGCCUCUCCCGAAGUGCAGCAGGUUUCUCAGCUCCUCUCCCUGCUCCACCAGGGCCAGCUGCAGCCAAGACCAAACUUCCGAGGCAACAAGUUCUCCCAGCGCGCUGGCAGGUCUUACGCUCAGGACACUGAUUGGCAGAGCACCAAGGACAGCGGUCAUGGUGAGAGUGAGGCCGGAGACAUGGACUGGGACAUGGGCCGAGACUCCCCCGUCGACCCGCUACUGGAGGAGGGGCUUAAUAACCUGCUCAACAACCCUGAUGACGUCUUUGCUGACAUAGAGGACCCUGCGUGGAUGUCCCGCCUUUCCCUCCCCCUAACUGCCGACUACCACGAGAACGUUUUUGUUCCCAAUGGGCCACCGUCCCCUGAAACCCAUUGCUCCCCAGACACCCUUGACUCUGCCUCCUUCUCCACCUUCGGUAAGAAGCCGGAGGAUGGCUCACUGGGCGGGGCCUUGAUCUCCGAGGUCAACACUUUGUUUAAUAUGCUCCUGACCCAGAGAGGCGACUCCCAGCCCCGCCUCUCGCCAGACGUGCUCUACAGACUGUCCGCCACCUACCGGCGCUCGCUGGGGCUGGAAGGAGAUACCGCCCCAGCAGGGGGUGCCAACAUACAAAGGAACUCUGUGAACCCCGAAAAGAGGUCCACCCUGGCUCAAUGCCCUUAGGCCCAACCCCUGGUAUGAGAACAGUUGCCUCAACUUUAUUUUAUUGGUUCUUGUGUGUUUGGGUGCCUAAGACCCCCCCCCCCCCCCCCCCCAAACUGAUGACUUUGUUUUACAUGUUGCUGAAAUGACUGAACUGCUCAAGCUUACAACAGCAACUCCCCUCCUUCUCCUUACAUAUCCUCAUUAGGAUAUGUCCAAUACAUGCCUAAGCUCUGACAGCCUGCUUCCCUGUCUGAAACAGGACAAGGUCAGAAGAGGGAGAUGAGUUAACCAAAGGCCUUUAUUCAGUGCUGGAAAAAGCACAAUGUACUAUACAGUACUCCCUACAUAGAAAAGUGUACAUUUACCUUGAGAUAAAUGUUACACAAUGAAACCACCAUGUGGCACAUACUCCUCUGUAUCAUUCUGAUGCAACAAAGAUUCACUUUCUGUCUCUCGUCAGAAGUGUUUAUCAGUGGGAGCAACAACAUGGUGCUAUCCGUUGUUAGCGUUGUCCAUGGUAUGAAUGGCUGAGUUUAGCAGCCCCAAGCAAAGAGCCCAAGAAGGAAACGGCUCUCUUGUCUUCUCUGAAGACAAAACACUAACAACAUUAAGUCCUGUUCCUGAGGAGGAAUGUGUGAAAUGUCUGUCACAAUGGACCUAGUCUGCCAACACUUCCUUCACCACCAUUUUGAGAAAUGUUUCCAUUAUUGAUUACUAUUUGUAUUUACUCAAGUAAAUUAUUUAGCUACUGAAAAAUGUAAUAUUUACAGAGGUAUAAAUGUGUGUUUAUGUCUGUGUAGGAAACACUUACAGUACCUUCGGAAAGUAUUCAGACCCCUUGACU